This is a messenger RNA of Erinaceus europaeus (western European hedgehog), 1518 nucleotides long. RefSeq lists its product as uncharacterized. The transcript has 2 exons. The record is from RefSeq and is a predicted model, not a curated record. Lineage: Eukaryota; Metazoa; Chordata; Mammalia; Eulipotyphla; Erinaceidae. The coding region runs from base 584 to 988 and encodes 134 amino acids.
CGUCCCCCGGGCCACGGGGACCCCAGGCCCAGCUCCCAGCUGAUCAAUUCAGGCAGGGAGCAGACUGGGUGCCGGGCUUGGGGGUUGGUCCUGGGGGAGGCUGAGACCUGGCAGAGGCCUGGCAGUGACUAAAAUAGCACCUGCCCGGCACACGCCUCCCUCACUGCCCGGCGGCUGCCCAGGCCCCUCAGUCUCGCCCCGGCUUGGGGAGGACAUCCCGGAGGGAGGAGGCAAGAGGCUCCACUCAAAAAGAGGAACCCCAGGAAGGGAUGUCCAGAGGAGGACGUGUCUCGCUGGCCUGCCCAUUGCCUGCUCAGCCUCACUCCCUGUCCUUGGGACAGCCCAGCACUGUCCCCCACCUGGACACAGCUCCCAGACACAGAUUCUCUGGACACAGAGCCCCUGGACACGGCCUCCAGACACAAACCCUGGACAUACACCUUGGACACGGCCCCCGGACAAAGACCCUGGACAUAGGCGCCUUGGACACAGCUGCCGUGGACACAGAUCCCCUGGACACAACUCCUGGACCUAGCCCUCCAACACAGGCCCUGGACACAGUUCUUGGACACAACCACUAGACAUGGGCCCUGGUCAUGGCCCCCUGGACAUGCCCCUUGGACACGGCCUUCUGGACACGGCCCCUGGUUAUGCCCCCUGGACAUGCCCCUUGGACACGGCCCUCUGGACACAGCUCCCUGGACAUGCCCUCUGGACACAGCCCCUGGACACGGCCCCCUGGACAUGCCCCCUGAACACAUCCCCAGACACGGGCCCUGGACAUGCCCCUGGACACUGGCACAUGAACACAGCCCGUGGAUACAGCCCAUGGACACGGCCCCUGGACAUGCCUCCUGGACACGGCCCUCUGGACACAUCCCCCUGGAACGGCCCCUGGACGUGCCCCCUGGACACGGCCCCCGGACACAUCCAGCCAUCAAGUCCCAGAUGCUGCCACAACCCCACCCUGACCUCCCUGCACAGAUGACCACAAGAAGUGUCCAGAAACCUCAUCUCUUCAGAGCCUUACCCUACUAGGGAAAAAUAGGGACAGUACAGGUGUGUCUAGAAGUAUGGAUCGACCAGGAAACUGUCCACAUGUCAGCAGGAAGCAACUAUAGAAACAUGAAACGCUGUCCUUCAACAGCCCAAAAAGAUUUUUUUUUUUUUCAUGCGAAAGAUAGGAGGAGAGAGAGAAGAACUCUGGCACAUGUGCUGCUGGGGAUCGAACUGAGGACCACACAUCUGACAGUCCAGUGCUUUAUCCACUGCUCCACCUCCCAGACCCCUCCCAAAAAAGAAUUUUGAGUCCAUGCUCCUAGAGGAGGAAAUGUUGAGGGAGAGAAGGACCACCCAGAAAUGGGAGUGGUUGCAGGUGUAGGUGGGGCCUUUGACUUUAAGGGGGUAAAUCUUUGGAGCUCGGGCUCUCUUUGUCCAGACUACCAUGUGACCGUCAAGCCUAUAAGUGAGCUCCCUUUCUUUCUCCUUUUUCUCUACCUCUCUCUCUCCCUAACAUAU